CAGAAUGUUAUGGAACAGUUAAAUCCAGGUUUACGAAACCUUGUAACCCUGGGUAAAAGCUAUGAAAAAGCUGUUGUAGCAAUGACUCUGGCAGGAAAAACUUACUAUGAUGCUGUUUUCAAAAUUGGGGAGAUAGCUACGGUGUCACCAGUUUCCAGGAAAUUUGGGAUAGUUCUCAUGGAAAUCUCUGACGUACAGAAGAAAUUGAACGUAGAGCUAGAAGAAAACUUUAAAAAGUUUCACAAAGACAUAAUUGCCGAACUUGAACAAAAAACUGAACUGGAUCAGAAGUACAUGAAUGCCACCCUGAAGAGAUAUCAGACAGAGCACAGAAGCAAGUUAGACUCAUUAGAAAGAUCUCAAACCGAUCUAAAAAAACUGAGAAGGAAAAGUCAAGGAAAGAAUGCGACAAAAUAUGAAACCAAAGAAAAUGAAUAUCUGGAGACGGUGAGUUCCCGCCAGACUGAAAUGCAGAAGUUCAUUACUGAUGGAUGCCGGGAGGCCUUGCUGGAGGAGAAGAGGCGCUUCUGUUUCCUUGUUGACAAACACUGCACAUUUUCUUAUCAUCUUUGCAACUACCAUGAUAAGGCUAAAGAACUACUUAGUGUAAAUCUGCCCAGCUGGCAGGAGAAGUGUACUGAUGCCACCAAGGUGCCAGAUACCGUCAUGACCAUGGUUAAGGACAUCAUGACCCCAGGAUCUACUCCAGUCUCAGGAACUCCACAGCCAUCACCCAAGCACAACACAGACCCACCAAAGCCACCUCCCGCACCACAGAUAAAACCACACUCAAGUCCUCUUGUAGAGAUGUUUAACGUCCCUGCCACUCCGAAGGCACCACCCAUGACACAGAGGAACAGUCUGCAUUCAGAUUACAACAAUGGCAAUUUUCUGCCCAGGUCUGUCUCUGUUGCAACUGGAUUGAACAAGAUUAAAAGACCCAAGAUGAAAACCAUCUUUCCACAUACUGCUGGGAAUAACAAUACUCUGCUCAGUUUCGAUGAAGGUGACAUCAUCGUUCUGCUUUUACCAGAGGAAAAAGAUGGCUGGCUAUAUGGAGAGCAUGAGCAGUUGAAGCAGAAAGGUUGGUUUCCAUCCUCAUACUGCCGACCUUAUACAGAGGAAGAACAGGAGCAAAGCAGUUCUAUGCCAGUCCGGAGUAUUAGCAUAGCCAACCUGGCAGAGAAAGAGAAGGGGAACGUGGUACUGCCCCCUCCAGAUUACUUUGAGUCUUCACCAACUAGGACUGUUAACAAGAACACUUCCCCUGAGCAAACAAGCCAGAAACCAAAUGGGAUUGUAAAGCCACUUUUUGAAGCUGGUGAAAAUCCGUUUGCAACCGUCAAACUUCGACCAACGGUAACCAACGACAGGUCAGCGCCCGUUAUUUGAAGUUUCUGAGAUCCACACCCAGAGGAAUUCUACAGAUGGGAUUUCUUCAGAUGCCACGACUGCAUUCUGUGAAGUCUCCAAUCUUCCUGAGCACAUAGAUCUUUUAAUAACUGUCAGACCAAAUCCAAAGAGGUGUGUGUGUGUGUGUGUGUAUAAUUUUUGUUGCAGAUUUUAUAAGCACAGGGCAGUCUGCAUUUUCAAUACUGAAACAAAGUCAUUCAGACGGAAUGCAUUUAACUUCUGCUUGUUUAAAAGUUUUUUUGUUUUGAUUUUUGCCAUAGGAUGAUAAGCACACACUUGUACUUAGCAUUUGCAUUGCUACAAUAUUGUUUUUCAUAAAUAUGAAUGAUGAAUGUCUUUGUUGCUGUUGACCGUGUUUCAGAAACAAUUCUGUAUAUUAAUGUACAGUAGCUUUGCACUUAGGGGUCAUGGUAGAGGUUCGGCGUUACUGUUGCCAUAUACCUGAAGUGAUCCCUUACUUAUUUUUCUUUUACAUGCAUAACAGGCCUGUAUACAAUUUUUUUUUAAUGUAUAAUGUUUAACGUGUCUAUGUGUGUGUGUAUAUACAGUUUUGUGUGUAGUAGUUCAUACUAUAUAGUAGUAUAUAGUUUUGCUUCUCUUGUUAACAUGGUGUCUGCUGUCCUAUUGGCCUAACCACUGGGUGAUAUUUCAUUAUUCUGUACAUGGGAUUCUUCUAACUGAUUCUGACACAGAAGUGUGAGAUUGGUAACAUUGUAAGUUUUGUCCUAUGCCUUUAAAUACUUUUUUUUUUUUAAAGAAGUCUGUACAGUACAGUGCAACAGGCAUGCCACCUGACAGGUUUUGUUUUUAUUGAAGGAUACUACAUACAUUGUAGGUACACAUUAUCAUCUUGGAAAUUGUAGUUGUUUAAUGGUUAUUCUAUGAAACCAAUGGGUAAACGACUGGAGAUGAGCCAGUUCCUUCUAGUUUUUGAUACAUUUUGUAAAUAGUCACUCAGGUGGCUGUUGCUUAUUCAGUAAUCCUGAAGGUAAAUGGAGGUGCAUGCUACUUAUGUUUUCCGUUUUCUUUACAGCAAGGGGAAUAUGAAUAUGGGUUUGCCUCAUUUUAACCAGUGAUUUGUCUUUAUAAAAUAAAGCACUGUUCUGUUCUGAAUUAUAUUUCUUAUAUUAAGGUUUGAAGAAAAAAAACAACUUUUUUUUCAAAUGUUUGAAAAAAAUUAGUGUGCAGUUCGUUAUCUAUGUACAAAUACGUUUCAUUUAUUUUAUUGGAAUAAAAGUUUGAUUUACCAGACUUCAGUUUUUACACAUUGUGCAUCUACUGUAACUUUAUUUGCUGACUAUCCAAACAUUUAAUUGAACAACUUAUUAACAAUUAAUCUACCCACCAUAUGGUGUAUAUAACACUAGUCCUUAUAUCCUUGGAAAGUAUAAAAAUGUAAUUGAAAUAUCCUGGUUAUUGCCUACAAUGCCUGUUUGAAGCCUUGGAUCGUUCUACAUUGGCUGGUUUCACCCAGCCCUGUCAGAGCUCUGCUUAUUUGGUAUCUUAAAAGCACACAGCUGUGAACAAGACACAUAUCAGUGUGCAAUAAAGUGAAAAAAUAAAAGUUGUCGUGCACUAGUUAGUCAUUUCAGAAUCCAAACAUACAAAUACACUCCAAACAGAUGUCGGUGCUUAAAUGACUUUAUUUACAUUGUUUUUGUUAUUUGUGUAUAUAAAAGUGGAUAUUUUAUUUAGAAUAUGUAGUGUGCAACAGGCAAAGCAGAUUGUUAUUUUCAACGAUACUUAUUAAAUGCAUACAAAUACAACAUCAACAGACGACAUGUCAUCAUCAGCAAGCAUAUGUAUGACAAGCUGCUAGAUAGUGUGUGUUCAAUUUCUUCUUAAAGUAGUCUGCUUCAGCAAACUGAUUGUCUUACCAAUGGAGAGGAGAGGUUUUCUAGUAAUGAGGGCCAACUUUCAGCAGUAAAAUCAGUAGUUGGUUUGUUCAUAAAGAGUUUGGGACACAUACAGCUGUUCUUCAAAGAUUCCAGCAAGCACAAGCCCUGAGAUUUGCAAGAGGUGUCAUUAAAGACAGAAAAAAUAUCUUGUGGUUUGCAAAACAGCUAAUGCAAGAAGUCCCUUUUUAUAUAAAAGCUUGCACAGUUAAUCAAUAACUUGUAAACUUUUCACAGUGAAUGCUACACAUGCCCCACCCGAACUCAGUUGGUAAAUAAGUUUUAGCAAUUUGCUCCUUUUUACCAUCUUGAAUUUAAAAUUUAUA
Molecule: messenger RNA, 3634 nt
Organism: Polyodon spathula (Mississippi paddlefish)
Lineage: Eukaryota; Metazoa; Chordata; Actinopteri; Acipenseriformes; Polyodontidae
Product: brain-specific angiogenesis inhibitor 1-associated protein 2-like protein 1
Exons: 13
Coding region: 10-1392 (460 amino acids)
Biological process (GO): positive regulation of actin filament polymerization; plasma membrane organization; actin filament bundle assembly
Cellular component (GO): nucleoplasm; cytosol
Molecular function (GO): protein binding
Source: RefSeq, a predicted model, not a curated record